GCGAGGAGCCGCCGCCGCCGCCGCUCGGGGUCGCCUCUAGCCCCAGAUUCCCGAGCGCUCGGCUGGCAUGGCAGCGGCCUCGGCGCCCGGCCCCGCGGCCAGCUAGGGGCGGCCUCGCGUCCCUGCCCAGCCCCUCAGCGGAGCCCGUCGGAUCCGGCCUCGCUCUGCUGCCCGGGACACGCCGCCUCCCAGCCGGAGGUGUCUACACGUCUGGCCGUCCAUCCGUCGGUCCCUCCUGGGGCGGACGCUGACCAUGCCCAGCGGUUGCCGCUGCCUACAUCUCGUGUGCCUGUUGUGCAUCCUGGGGGCAUCGGGUCAGCCUGUCAGAGCGGAUGACUGCAGCUCCCACUGUGACCUGGCCCACGGCUGCUGUGCACCUGAUGGCUCCUGCAGGUGUGACCCAGGCUGGGAGGGGCUGCAUUGUGAACGCUGUGUGAGAAUGCCUGGCUGUCAGCAUGGUACCUGCCACCAGCCCUGGCAAUGCAUCUGCCACAGUGGCUGGGCAGGCAAGUUCUGCGACAAAGAUGAGCACAUCUGCACCUCCCAGUCCCCCUGCCGGAAUGGAGGCCAGUGUGUGUAUGAUGGGGGUGGCGAGUACCACUGCGUGUGCCUACCAGGAUUCCAUGGGCAUGACUGUGAGCGCAAGACUGGACCCUGUGAGCAGGCAGGCUCCCCAUGUCGGAACGGCGGGCAAUGCCAGGAUGACCAGGGCUUUGCCCUCAACUUCACGUGCCGCUGCUUGGCAGGCUUUGUGGGUGCCCACUGUGAGGUGAAUGUAGACGACUGCCUGAUGCGGCCUUGUGCUAAUGGUGCCACCUGCCUUGAUGGCAUAAACCGCUUUUCCUGCCUCUGCCCUGAGGGCUUUGCUGGACGCUUCUGCACCAUCAACCUGGAUGACUGUGCCAGCCGCCCAUGCCAGAGAGGGGCUCGCUGUCGAGACCGGGUCCAUGACUUUGACUGCCUGUGCCCCAGUGGUUAUGGUGGCAAGACUUGUGAGCUUGUCUUACCUGUCCCAGACCCUGCCACCACGGUGGGCACUCCCCUAGGGCCCACCUUGGCUGUGGUGGUACCUGCUACAGGGCCAGUCCCCCACAGUGUGGGGGCAGGUCUUCUGAGGAUCUCUGUGAAGGAGGUGGUGCGGAGACAAGAAGCUGGGCUAGGUGAGUCUAGCUUGGUGGCCCUGGUGGUGUUUGGGGCCCUCACUGCCGCCCUGGUCCUGUCCACUGUAUUGUUGACCCUGAGGGCUUGGCGCCGGGGCAUCUGUCCCCCAGGACCCUGUUGCUAUCCUGCCCCACAUUAUGCCCCAGCACGGCAGGACCAGGAAUGUCAGGUUAGCAUGCUGCCAGCAGGGCUCCCCCUGCCACCCGACCUGCCCCUUGAGCCUGGAAAGACCACAGCACUGUGAUGGAGGUGGGAGCUUUCUGGCCCCCUUCCUUACCUCCUCCACACCUCAGCCUGGAGUGGUCCUUCCUUGCUACCCCUCAGUUUGGGUAUACAUACUGAGGGGAGACUUCAGCCUUGUACCAGAAAUAUUAUUUUUUUAAUAUACAGAAUGUAAGACAGGAAUUUUAUCAAAUAAAACUAUGAAAAUGCA
Messenger RNA from Marmota flaviventris (yellow-bellied marmot), 1594 nucleotides. RefSeq names its product delta like non-canonical Notch ligand 2 (gene Dlk2). Gene Ontology annotation, biological process: Notch signaling pathway. Gene Ontology annotation, molecular function: calcium ion binding; Notch binding. The record is from RefSeq and is a predicted model, not a curated record. NCBI's taxonomy places the organism in Eukaryota, Metazoa, Chordata, Mammalia, Rodentia, Sciuridae.